ACACAAUUCCAUAUAUCCCAUGGCAAGGUUUUAGAUGUUUGCAUAUGGCAGAAUUUUUCAAGAUUAUUCUUGUUUCGUUUUAGUGCCUAGUACGUGCCAGGUACUUCAAUAAGUAAGUAGUUCAGCGUGAGUUCAGGAAGCAGCUCAGUAAGUAAGGGGUAAGCAAAGUUCAGAUUAUGAAGACCUUAAGCUGGUUCUGGCCUGAGGGUCUUGGUACACAUUAUCUGGAACACUCUGUCAUAUUACUGACUUCCUUCAGACUUUACAUCAAAUGUCCUCUAAGUUCUCUUAACCCCUCCUAAAAUAAUCCAACCCUUUCCUGCAUUUUCCUGGUUACCCUGCCAUAGUGAUCCCGUUUGUUUUAUAACAGUCAUUUUGAAAUUUCCUUUAUCAUUUGGAUUGUUUCCCAUAUGAUCCUUACCUCCCCACUUCCCACUUACUGCCCCCUUGUCAAAAAAGACUACAAGUUCAGUAAAGAUCAGGACCUUAUAUUAUUCAGCAGUAUAUCCUGGAGCCCACCUGGCUAAUAAUAGAAAGCACUCAAUAAAAUCUUGAAUUACCAAACAGGUUAAUACCCUUUGGCGUGGCAGUGCCAAUUGUGAGCAUUUCUCCUGGGGAGAUAAAAUGGACAAACUGCAUUGCCCAACAACGUGGAAUUCGCUGUAAAUUUUUCAAUAUCCAUAAAAUUGAAUACUACAACAUAAUUACAUAGAUGAAUAUUAGCCAAGACACACUUCUGCUCUGCUUGAUUAAAUGAACGAGUGAGUCACAACGUAUUACACAGCAUUUCUCUAUUACUGUUUUGAAAGAUAAAACAGCUGUGCAUGGGGAAGGAUUCCUAAGAAUUUAUACCAAUACGUUAACAGUUAUUAUCUCUGGGUGGUAAAAUUCAAGGUCAUUUUUAUUUUCUUGUUGAUCCAUAGUGUUAAUUUUUCCUCUGCUAAUCAACAUAUUAUUUGAUUUGUCAAGUUAUUUAUACGUUUUAAAUGCAUAUUCUUGAUAAACCUUUUUUUUUAAAUAUCAGCUUUCUUUCAAAAACAUUUCAGUAGCAUUCAUGUUAACAAUGGAGCUAACUUAAUGAGCAUCAGAGCUGCUGAUACCUCUCAACCCUAAAAAUAUUAAAAUUUGGAAUGAAAAAAUGGAUAAUUUAACUACAGAACUGCUAUUUUUUGAGUUUCUGUAGUUGUAGAUAAAGUAGUAAACUCUGGAGGCAAGAACCUGGGAAAAUGACUUUGUCUGUUGGAGCCUAACUUCCAGCAAGCCCUGUGGCCUCACAGCGUGGUGAACUUUGAAUAGCAUGGGCAAAAUACACAGUUUUGUAAAGCAUUAGGUGUCACGCAACUCCAAGAAAUAGGAAGUUGACGCUGGAAUGGAAAAUGAUGACACCGCAGUUCAGUAUGCAAUUGGUCGUUCAGAUACUGUUGCCCCUGGCACAGGCAUUGACCUGGAAUUUGAUGCAGAUGUUCAGACUAUGUCCCCAGAGGCUUCUGAGUAUGAAACAUGCUAUGUCACAUCACAUAAAGGACCAUGCCGUGUAGCUACCUAUAGUAGAGAUGGACAGUUAAUAGCUACUGGGUCUGCUGAUGCUUCAAUAAAGAUACUUGACACAGAAAGGAUGUUGGCCAAAAGUGCCAUGCCAAUAGAGGUCAUGAUGAAUGAGACCGCACAACAAAAUAUGGAAAACCACCCAGUGAUUCGAACUCUUUAUGACCAUGUGGAUGAAGUCACGUGCCUCGCUUUCCACCCCACAGAACAGAUCCUGGCUUCUGGUUCAAGGGACUAUACUCUUAAAUUAUUUGAUUAUUCCAAACCAUCAGCAAAAAGAGCCUUCAAAUACAUUCAGGAAGCUGAAAUGUUACGCUCCAUCUCUUUUCAUCCUUCUGGAGACUUUAUACUUGUCGGAACUCAGCAUCCUACUCUUCGCCUUUAUGAUAUCAACACCUUUCAAUGUUUUGUGUCUUGCAAUCCUCAAGAUCAACACACCGAUGCUAUAUGUUCCGUUAAUUACAAUUCUAGUGCCAAUAUGUACGUAACUGGAAGCAAGGACGGCUGCAUCAAAUUGUGGGAUGGUGUUUCAAAUCGAUGCAUCACAACUUUUGAAAAAGCACACGACGGUGCUGAAGUUUGUUCUGCCAUUUUUUCCAAAAAUUCUAAAUACAUUCUCUCAAGUGGAAAAGACUCUGUAGCUAAACUUUGGGAAAUAUCAACAGGACGAACACUGGUCAGAUACACGGGCGCGGGUUUAAGUGGACGCCAGGUGCACCGAACGCAGGCUGUGUUUAACCACACUGAGGACUAUGUGUUGCUGCCCGACGAGAGGACGAUCAGUCUUUGCUGCUGGGACUCGAGAACAGCUGAGCGGAGAAACCUGCUCUCACUGGGGCACAACAACAUUGUACGCUGCAUAGUGCACUCCCCCACCAACCCCGGCUUCAUGACGUGCAGCGAUGACUUCAGAGCGCGGUUUUGGUACCGGAGAUCGACCACCGAUUGAGCCGCCCUCUCCGUAGGGUUCUUUCUCGAGGACUCUGCCCUCCCCCCACGUCCUGUCUCAGCUGCAGUCGUAAGUCAGUGCACCAUCCUUGGCAGUUUUGCUGCCACCUCUGUCCACAUCUUUCUUGGAUUUGUAUAAAAGAAUCUUUUUUUACCUUGAUGUACAAUCAUGGUGGAAAAAGCUGGAAACACAGAUCUGUGCAGUUCUACAUUCACUGAUUAUUGCAGUGUGAUUUUCAUCAGUUUUGUAAAUACAGGACUUGCCGUUUCUUUUGAUCUCUUGAUUGAAGAAGGAUAGGGUAUUAAAGUGCUUUUGUCAUGAGGAAUUUUCAUUUGGUUCUUUUGUCAACUUUCUUGCUUGUCCUGCUAAAAACCCUCUGUGUAUUUCCAUUCCAGAUAUAUUUGAACAGAUAAGUAGGCGUGCAGCUCUGAGACUCCAGAGUUUUAUGCCAUAUCAAAAGCAUUUUCAAGAAUCCCUCAAUUCUAUCCUGAAAUGAUGUUAUUCUGAUAAUAAAGCUCAGAUCUGCAACUUUA
This is a messenger RNA of Cercocebus atys (sooty mangabey), 3027 nucleotides long. RefSeq names its product cleavage stimulation factor, 3' pre-RNA, subunit 1, 50kDa (gene CSTF1). The transcript is spliced from 5 exons. Gene Ontology annotation, cellular component: mRNA cleavage stimulating factor complex. Gene Ontology annotation, molecular function: protein binding; RNA binding. The record is from RefSeq and is a predicted model, not a curated record. Bases 1370 to 2494 code for a protein of 374 amino acids. NCBI's taxonomy places the organism in Eukaryota, Metazoa, Chordata, Mammalia, Primates, Cercopithecidae. Gene Ontology annotation, biological process: mRNA 3'-end processing.